GUGAAACAGAUAAUGACAGAUGGCUACCGCCGUCGCAAGUGAAGGGACGGUGGCUAAAGAUUGAAUCUUAGUACACAAAACCCGUUCCUUUUCUCCCUCGUGGCAUUAAUUGUUGAUGAAUAUGAGAGCAUGGUUAAGCAGAGGACACUGUAAAUUAAAACGAAAUUCUAUUAGAUAGUUUUGGUUAUUGUUCCAUAGGAAACUGCAAAUAUGGCAUCAUCAGAAUCCAGUUCUCAAGAAGCGACUGUGGAAGAACUGAAAGAAGAAAUUGCUCGACUUAGCCGUGAACUGGAUCAGGCGAGUAGCGAGAACAUACAGUCUGCACAGUAUGGACUGGUUCUUUUGGAGGAAAAAAGUGCGCUUCAACAAAAGUGCGACGAACUUGAAACACUAUAUGAAAAUGCGAAACAUGAACUUGAAAUCACUCAAGAGGCACUUGCAAAAUUUCAAACAACUCAUAAAGUAACAACAAAAAGUGGCAUAGAGCAGGAAGAAUCACUUCUUUAUGAAUCAGCCGCCCGUGAAACGUCGCUAAAUUCUCAAAUACUGGAUCUGGAAAAUGAGACAAAGCAGCUCCGUCAAGAACUUGAGCGAGUCGUGAAUGAAAGAGACAGAAUAAUGCAGGAAAAUAGUAACCUGGAUAAAAAUAAAGAACUUGCAGACCUAGAAAGAAGGAAAUUGAGAGCUGAAGUGAGGGAGCUGAAGUCGCGGGAAACCAGUUUGCUGACAGAUUAUUCAGAACUCGAGGAGGAAAACAUUAGCUUGCAAAAGCAAGUUUCAAUGCUCAAAUCAUCACAGGUGGAAUUUGAAGGUGCCAAACAUGAACUCCGUAGACUGCAGGAAGACUUAGAAUUGCUUCACCAGCAAGUUGAUGAGUUAACAAAACUGAAAGAAAUUGCUGAGAAGCAAAUGGAAGAGGCUUUGCAGUCUCUACAGGCAGAACGUGAAGCGAAAUAUGCAUUGAAGAAGGAAUUGGACAAACACAUCAAUAAUGAAUCCAUGUAUAACCUGAGUAAUUUAGCAUUUAGCAUUAGAGGUAUUACCGAUGACCACACUGUUGGCAGUGAUGGGGAGGAUGAUCUUCCCGUACUGAGGCGCAUUGAGGCUGAUCUGAAGAGUGAUUCUGUUGCGGAUAUUAGUUCUCCUGAUGACAGACAAGUGGACCUCUUCAGUGAGAUUCAUCUCAAUGAACUCAAAAAGCUUGAGAAGCAACUGGAACAAGCGGAGACAGAGAAACAACAACUGACACAAAACCUAAAGGACUCACAAGCCCAUGUUGAGAAGAGAGAUGGAGAGCUCAAAGCCUUUGUAGCAAGACUUGUACAACUUGCAGCACACGUGGAUUCAUUGCAGCAUCUAAGACAGAAGGCUGAAGAUCAAUUUGGCAUCAAUGUUCAGGAUUCGGCAAUUGACAAGUUGGUACUGAUUGUUAAUCAGUAUCAGCAGUGGUUUUUAUUAGCUUCCCAUGAAAUUGAACAGUUGCGCAGUGAUUUGCAAGAGCUGGAGAAGGGUCUAAAUUGCAGUGAUGCUACACUGCAACUUAGAACAGAAGUUACGAAUCUCAAAAAUAAGUUGUUAGAUGCUGAGCAGCGAACCCAGGAACUUCAGACUGAUGUACGGCUUCUUGGUGAGUUGGCAUCUGAAGCUGGUUCCUCAUUAGACUCAGCCCAGAAUGAUCUCCAAGCAGUAUCAGAUGAGCUUGCACAACUUUAUCAUCAUGUUUGCACUGUCAAUGGAGAGACACCAAGCAGAGUGUUGCUGGACCAUGAGAAGAAAGGGGGUGCUUCAGCCAGUGGGGUUACAAAUAGUGAAGGUGACGCAAGCAAAGAAGACUAUGCUAUGUCAAAGAUAGAGGUUCUGCGUAGCCGUUUGAAAACUGAUGUCCCUCUCAAAGACCUAGAGAGCUUAAAUGAAGCAACAGGAUUGGUAAAACAUAUUGCAACCAUUUCAGAUCAGAUUAAGCAUUUGCGUUCAGCAGUUGAAAAUACUAUAGAGCUUUCAAAAAUGAAAGGAAUGCAUGGAGGCCUUUCAGAAGCAUCAACAAAUGAUUCAAAGGAAGCUGAGCUUGCAGACCUUCAGGAGCAGGUUAUUAAACUGAAAUCUCUACUCUCAACAAAACGUGAGCAGAUAGCAACUCUGAGAAGUGUACUCAAAUCUAACAAGAACACUGCAGAAGUUGCUCUCACAAAUCUCAAGUCUAAAUAUGAAACAGAAAAGGCGAUUGUUAGUGAAACAAUGAUGAAGUUAAGGAAUGAACUGCGCUUAUUGAAGGAAGAUGCAGCUACUUUCUCAAGUUUACGUGCAAUGUUUGCUGCUCGCUGCGAAGAGUAUGUAACCCAAGUGGAUGACUUACAUUCUCAGUUAGCGGCUGCAGAGGAAGAAAAGAAAACUCUAAAUCAGCUUUUACGGUUAGCUGUGCAGCAGAAACUUGCACUUACGCAACGCCUUGAGGAACUAGAGGUUGACCGUGAGAUGCGAAAUGCUCGAAGACACCUUCAUACACAUACAACUCCAGGCAUAGGUGGUGGGGGCCGAGGUGGCAGCAAACCUAGGUUUCCUCAGCCAGGGAGCAGAUCACACUCAAGUAGUGGUGGUCGAGACCAUUUCUAGCCCCGCCUCCGACAUGGCUUUGGCGGUCGUCUACGCCUUUUUACCUGUGUCCUUGCACUUGCUGGGAGCUCUUCCAUGUGGUGAACUCUACACACAUUUCAGUACAGAUUACAAACAUCGCUAUGGAUGUGGCUUUUAUGUUGGCUGUGGCAGUGUCCUCAUAUUUCCUGUAUAGUGUGAACUAGGCAUGUCAUAUGCUAACAUUGCAGUUUUAGAGCGGUACGUGUUAUCAGCAAGAAUUCUUGUGGUACUAAAUAUUAGUUAGCUGAUAAGUAUUUAACAAUUGUUUUCGUAAUUAGUUGACAGCCAACAUGUACGCUUCUUACCAUCUUCUGAAUCCAGGCGUAAUGGUUUUCCAUUAUAAAUAGGAAGAAUUAAACUCAUCAGUGAAAUUUCUGUGUGGAGUACAACAUUUGAUGAGGCAUCAGUGCAAUCUAAUUUCAUGACCAUGAGUCUGCAAAACCUAGGUAGUUGGUGUAACUGACAUCAAGUUCAUAUUGAGAAUACCAAUUUGCGUUGAAUUACCCUGGGCAGUUUUAAAAUGCCCAUAUAUGCAAACCACCAUUGGAUGGAUCUUGCAGAUAUGAUUUUGGGUAGUACAUAGUUCAAAGAAACGUGACUAUAAGGAUUUUCCUCUUAAUUUCCUGUUUUUAUGGAUGAAGUUAUUUAUGUAUUUACUUGCUGGUUGUCUUAAUCAUGGCUUCCGCUAAGCAGCUCAACUUAUUGCACAAACCACUUUGACACCGAAUGUUUCCUUAAAGCAUAAUAUUGAACUGCAGCAACUUGAAGAUAAUGUAAUUUUAUAUGAGGCAAAUUCUUUCUAGCUGUUGCAGUGAAUCUUUACCUGUCUAUCUCAUAUCCCCCCCCCCCCCCCCCCCCCCCCC
Messenger RNA from Schistocerca americana (American grasshopper), 3494 nucleotides. RefSeq names its product protein bicaudal D (gene BicD). Gene Ontology annotation, cellular component: Golgi apparatus; cytosol. Gene Ontology annotation, molecular function: dynactin binding; cytoskeletal adaptor activity; dynein complex binding. The coding region runs from base 211 to 2610 and encodes 799 amino acids. Gene Ontology annotation, biological process: protein localization to organelle; regulation of microtubule cytoskeleton organization; microtubule anchoring at microtubule organizing center. The record is from RefSeq and is a predicted model, not a curated record. The transcript has 13 exons. NCBI's taxonomy places the organism in Eukaryota, Metazoa, Arthropoda, Insecta, Orthoptera, Acrididae.